AUGGGAGCGUUUUUAGACAAGCCAAAGAUGGAGAAGCAUAAUGCCCAGGGGCAAGGAAAUGGCCUUCGUUAUGGUCUGAGUAGUAUGCAGGGCUGGCGAGUUGAAAUGGAGGAUGCACAUACGGCUGUGAUUGGUUUGCCAAAUGGACUUGAUGGAUGGUCAUUUUUUGCUGUGUAUGACGGGCACGCUGGAUCACAGGUUGCCAAGUACUGCUGUGAGCAUUUAUUAGAUCACAUCACGAGCAACCAGGAUUUUAAAGGGCCAGAUGGGCCACCAUCUGUGGAAAGUGUAAAGAGUGGCAUCAGAACAGGUUUUCUGCAAAUUGAUGAACACAUGAGAGUCAUCUCUGAGAAGAAACAUGGCGCAGACAGAAGUGGCUCAACAGCUGUGGGUGUUAUGAUUUCUCCCCAACAUACAUACUUCAUCAACUGUGGAGACUCGAGAGGUUUACUUUGUAGAAACAGGAAGGUUCACUUCUUCACACAGGAUCACAAACCAAGUAAUCCACUGGAGAAAGAGCGUAUACAGAAUGCAGGUGGCUCUGUAAUGAUUCAGCGUGUGAACGGCUCUCUUGCCGUUUCAAGGGCACUUGGGGACUUUGAUUACAAAUGUGUCCAUGGGAAAGGUCCUACAGAACAGCUGGUCUCACCUGAGCCUGAAGUUUAUGAAAUUGAGAGAUCAGAAGAAGAUGAUCAGUUCAUCAUACUGGCUUGCGAUGGUAUCUGGGAUGUUAUGGGAAAUGAAGAGCUGUGUGACUUUGUAAGAUCCAGACUUGAAGUCACUGAUGACCUUGAGAAAGUUUGCAAUGAGAUAGUUGACACCUGCUUGUACAAGGGAAGUCGAGACAACAUGAGUGUGAUAUUGAUCUGUUUUCCGAAUGCACCAAAGGUAUCACCAGAGGCGGUGAAAAGAGAGGCAGAGUUGGACAAGUACCUGGAAAGCAGAGUAGAAGGUGGAUCAUUUAAAAAAAAAUAA
Messenger RNA from Cariama cristata (Red-legged seriema), 975 nucleotides. RefSeq names its product protein phosphatase, Mg2+/Mn2+ dependent, 1A (gene PPM1A). The coding region runs from base 1 to 975 and encodes 324 amino acids. Gene Ontology annotation, molecular function: manganese ion binding; magnesium ion binding; protein serine/threonine phosphatase activity. Gene Ontology annotation, cellular component: nucleus; cytosol. The record is from RefSeq and is a predicted model, not a curated record. The transcript has 2 exons. NCBI's taxonomy places the organism in Eukaryota, Metazoa, Chordata, Aves, Cariamiformes, Cariamidae. Gene Ontology annotation, biological process: negative regulation of canonical NF-kappaB signal transduction; positive regulation of canonical NF-kappaB signal transduction; protein dephosphorylation.